GAGCACAGUGGUGACGUAUUUGGAGCAGUCUUCCGAAGGGACACAACGCCGGUAGCGACACACUACCACGAGUACUGACAAAUUAAUCAGUAUUUCUGCAGGAUGGAUCCUUAUCAGAACCAAAGACCUCAACAGAACAACACUGACCCAAACGUUCCGAAAAAUGACCCACCUGAAAACCCCAGCAAGAACUCUCCUGAAUCACAGCAUCAACCGCAAUAUGUUUCUGGAUUUACCAUGAUUCCACCUAAUGCAACUCGGAGAAACAACCUGACAACAAUGUCCCAAAGAGAGUUACAAAAUCUUCAAGCAUACAGAGAUGCACAAAGGUCUGCUCCUGUGCACAUGAAUCCUGAGAGACUUGGAGGAAGAGGGACAAUGGAUGAAGCCCGUGAGCACCAGGAGCAAAAACAGCGCCUCUCUAAACUACAGAAAAAGCUGAAAAUGGAAGAAGACAAGAAAAGACAGAAAGAAGAAGAGGAAAAGAAGAUACAGGAAAAAAAAGACAUACAAAGAAGAAAGGCUGAACGUUUGGAACAGAACCGGAAACAAGAAGAUGAGUUGAGGAAGAAACAGUUUGCAGAGGAUCACCGGAGGGUGAACAAUGACUACUUGCAAAAAUAUAAGAGAGAGGCCUUAGCUUCUAGAAAUGCCUCAUCAGGAAUCAAUGAACCUGUUCCUACCACUAGUGACGUGCCAAAUGUGAAAAUGAGUCUGGAAGAAAAACAACUGGAACAGAAGAGGAAAAAUGCAGCGUUUCUGGACAGACUAGAGCAUCAAAUGAAGACUGCAAACAAGUCUGGUGAAUCAUCAUCUUCUCCUUCUCAGUCUCCUCCAGGACCAGUGUGCUCUGGACACACAGCUGCAGAUGCCUCUGAACCAGAGUUUGACUGGGCCUUAAUGAAGUUGAUGAGUAACUUCCCUCACUUUGACAAAGACGUUCUACAAGGCUUCCUCAGUCAAUGCAAUGGUGACUACGAACAAGCCUAUGAGUUUCUCUCUUAGUGAAAUGUAUUUGAAUGGCUUUAAAGGUGAAUGAAUCUUUUGUAUGUCAUUCACAGCCCCAUGUGUUUUUGAUUGUUUCAGUGAUUACGUUUUGGAUAAAGUGACACUUCUCAGCACAUCUUGACAUGGAGAUGCUUUAGCUGAAUAAAAGUUUAGACACAUAUCUUAAUUUAACCAGUAUGCUCCUCAUUGGGUGAGGCCAAAUACACUAUGUUGUGCCAUGUAACAGUAUCUGUAAAUGUACAAUCCAUACUACAAGAAAUAUUUGCUAUAGGGGAAAAAUGUCAAUGCAUGACAAAAGCAAAAGGGACCAGUUCAUUUCAAAUUAUGGUGCCCUAAUUGAAUAUAGUACAUUUUUAUAAUAUUGUGCAUCCAUCUACUUAUUAUCCAUAUAUAUCCAUUAUAUCCAAAGUCUUACCAUAUAUAUAGAUAUAACUAAUCAAUUUAAUAAAUUGCAGGGGGGAAAUGCAGUUUACGAGAAAUGAAUUUGUGACUCUUUAUGAAAAGCAUCUGUAGCAACACUUUCAAGCUGAAAUGUGUGACUUGAAGCACUGCAGAGUUGGACAUAGAAACAGUUUGUUCACCUAACAGAGGGAACAAAGCACAUAGGGUGGUAUUCCUAUUCUGGGGGAGCUGAAAUCCCCUUAUUGUGAUAUGCAGUCAUGUCAGGGGCCCUGCUGAUGUCAUCUGGCAAAACCUCGAUUUGCAGAUUAAAGGAAACAGUGAGAGUACCACAUCUGUGCACAAAAGACUGUGUAAGAUAAUAUUUGGAAAAAUGUCAAAUUACCUUUUGUGUGUUGAUAAAUUAAGUCUGGGUGGGACAAACUGAAUCACUUAGUUUGCAUUCACACUUGUCCUUGUUUGGUCUGCUUUGAUCCCAGUCUUGAAGUAGACUGGUUUUGAGCUGUUUUAUUUCUGGUUUAUUCUUGAUCUAGAUCUAAUUUUGUGUUGUGUUGUGUGUGUGAGUGCUGCUAUAUACUUAGUAUCUCACAUAUGUCACAGUCCUUUAAAGGAUCUCUAUCUAACCUUUCUGGUGGGGAUCUGACAGCGAAGAUAUGUUGUGUUGUCUUGAUUGUUCCAUUGUAUGGCAUGGCAACUAUCUUUCUUUCUAAUCUACUUUGCAUGUAUUCAGUUAAGGGUAUUUUUUUAGAAAAUAUCUUUCUAUUUGUGAGAUGGGUCAACUCGCUACAGAUCUCACCUGUAACUUGAUGACAUUACCUGCUGUCUUCAAGUUCAAUGCCUUACUCAAAAUUUCAUGCAAAGCAAUACAGUCCUCGUGGAGACAAGGAGGUGGCGGACGCUAAUAGUUAGAUGGUGCACUUAUAAAUCCUUUGGAGCUACAUAUUGUACCUGCAGUGAUGGGAAGAAUACUUUGAAAAUGUAUUUAGUUACAGAAUACUGAAUUAAAAGUAUUCAGUAUCUGUGUUCUCUGUACAUGUAUUCAGUUUCUUUCCAACAUGUAUGUGCAUGUGUAUCUGUUAAAUGCAUAUUUGUUUAAGAGUCAUUUUAAUGAAUACUUGUUGCCUGUACACAAACAAGGCUGACAACAUAUUUUAAAUUCCUAUUGAAUUAUUAAAAGCAUGACUAUGAAUAAUGUUAAAUUUAGUAACUCGUCAUCAAGUGUUUGGAAUCGUAUUCAUAGUUCAGUAGCAGUUGUAUUUUUUUUUAGUUUUUCAGCAACCUCAAAAUAUGUAGUUCUCUUUUUUUAUACACAUAUCUUAAUUUCCUGCUAUUUAAUAACACAACCUCAAAUGCCUAUCAAAAUAUUUUUGAUAAUCCGAGACAUAAAUCUUUAAUGUCUUUUCUGGUGGAGGGUCUGCCACCUGUUUGUCUUUCUGGAAAUUUUAAUGAUUUACCUGGGAUGUUCCCCAGUAUGGCAUUAAAUAUGUUUUUAUUGCAACAAGAAUCUUGAACAUGUAUUCAUUUCUGACCUGUAACUUGGCUUGAAAGGGUCAUCUGAUUGUAUCCAUGGAGAUACAAUUUAAUAUUAUACUCCAGACAUUCCCAGCUAAGCGAUAACAUCUCCAUGCAGGCAAGCAGGUGGCAGACAAAGACUAAACUAAAACUAAACUAUAAACAAUCAAAGCUAAACCAGGACUAAAACAGAAGGGGGAUAUAAGUAGGACCAGUAUUAUAAAGCAGGGUUAAUCAUGUUAAAUGAGUAACAUAGCACUAAAUAAAUAUUGACUCAUUUUUGUAUGAGCUGAGUUCUGUCAGUUCACAAAAAGAAUCAGGAGAGAAUAAUCUCAAAAUGAAACGCUACCAGCAGAUUCCACAUACUUUCCUGAAUGUGCUGAUAAAGGUCUUCUUUUCCACAUUUUCUGUGUGUCAGCAAAUUCAUCUUAUAAGCAUACUCCCUGUCUUAUCCAAUGUAAAGGGGAUUUUAGGGUAUUUUUGUAUCUGGUCUAAUCACAGAGGGGUGUGGGCACUGCUCAAAUUAUAAUCAUGAUCAAAAUGUUAUGAUUCUGGACCAGAUGGAAACAAUAUCUUGUGGUAGUGUGAUUGUAUGUGUGAGACGUAGGUCUUAUUGUCUAGCCAUUUGUGUGGAGUUUGUGUUUUAUUACCUCCCUGAUUUAAGCUGCAGUUUUUCUCUGGUUUCUGAAAAUAAAAAAAUAUGAGUGUAAAUAA
Molecule: messenger RNA, 3633 nt
Organism: Boleophthalmus pectinirostris (great blue-spotted mudskipper)
Lineage: Eukaryota; Metazoa; Chordata; Actinopteri; Gobiiformes; Gobiidae
Gene: epsti1
Product: epithelial stromal interaction 1
Exons: 10
Coding region: 103-1005 (300 amino acids)
Molecular function (GO): ubiquitin binding
Source: RefSeq, a predicted model, not a curated record